GUGGAUCCCAGCAAGAUUGAGGGUGUGAGCAAGUGGGAUACGCCAAGAAGUGCUGCAGAUGUUCGUAGUUUCCUGGGGUUAGCAGGAUACUACAGGAGGUUUAUCGAGGGCUUCUCGAAGAUAGCCCAGCCACUGACCAACCUUACGAAGAAGGCCGUGAGGUUCGAUUGGAGUCCUCAAUGCGAGGAGAGUUUCCAGGAGUUGAAGAGGAGACUCACUACUGCGCCUGUCCUAUCUAUACCCGACCCUACUUUGGAGUUCACCAUCUAUAGUGAUGCUUCGAAGAUGGUUUUGGGAUGUGUCCUUAUGCAGCAGGGGAAAGUCGUAGCCUAUGCUUCGAGGCAGCUGAAGCCUCACGAGCAGAACUACCCCACUCAUGAUCUCGAGUUAGCUGCAGUUGUCCACGCCUUGAAGAUUUGGCGGCACUACCUCUAUGGAGGCAAGUGUGAGAUCUUUACCGACCACAAGAACGUAAAGUACAUUUUCACUCAGAAGGAGCUGAACAUGAGGCAGCGUAGAUGGUUGGAGCUGGUCAAGGACUACGACUGCACCAUUAGCUAUCACCCUGGGAAAGCUAACGUGGUAGCCGAUGCCCUUAGCCGGAGGAGUUAUGGCCAGCUGUCUUGCUUGUUCACCAAGCAGAAUGUUCUUCUUCGGGAGUUCGAGCGAUUACAGUUGGAGGCAGUAGAGUCAACUUCGGCAGCCGGGGGCGUGUUGGCCUCUUUAGUUGUGGGACCGACUCUUCGAGAGAGGAUAGUCGCCGAGCAAUCAAAUGACCGUUUCCUAUGCCGGAUGAGAGAGUUGUCGGAAGCCGGUAGAAUUGGUGGAUUCGCAGUCGCAUCUAAUGGGGCCUUGGUCUUUGAGGGUAGACUUUGUGUCCCGAAGGUGUGGGAGCUGCGAAGGGAGAUUUUGAGAGAGGCCCAUAGUGCCCCGUACACCAUCCAUCCUGGUAGCACGAAGAUGUAUCAGGACCUGAGGAAGUCUUUCUGGUGGCGAGGCAUGAAGAGGCAGGUAGCAAAGUUCGUGGAUGGGUGCCUGGUGUGUCAGCAAGUGAAGGCUGAGCGCCAGAAACCGAGAGGGUUGUUGCAGCCCCUUGAGGUUCCCCUGUGGAAGUGGGAGUGCAUCACCAUGGAUUUCUUAGUGGGACUGCCGAAGUCGAGAGGCGGGUAUGAUUCGAUUUGGGUGAUAGUGGAUCGCCUUACGAAGUCUGCCCAUUUUCUGCCAGUGCGGACGACCAAGAAGGCGAGUGAUUACGCCGAAUUGUUCGUCCAGGACAUUGUUAAACUUCAUGGAGUGCCCGUGGAGAUUGUUUUGGAUCGAGAUGCCAAGUUCACAUCCCAGUUCUGGAGGACGUUGCACCGAGCCAUGGGGACGAGGUUGGAGUUCAGUACAGCCUUUCACCCCCAGACAGAUGGUCAGUCGGAGCGUGUGAUCCAGUACUUGAAGGAUAUUUUGAGGGCUGUGGUCUUGGACCGAAGCCUGACUUGGGAGUAUGCACUUCCGCUAGUCGAGCUGACCUACAACAACAGCUAUCACUCUUCGAUCAAGAUG
Messenger RNA from Striga hermonthica, 1551 nucleotides. The record is from the annotation of a GenBank genome assembly. NCBI's taxonomy places the organism in Eukaryota, Viridiplantae, Streptophyta, Magnoliopsida, Lamiales, Orobanchaceae.